UUUCAGCGGCACCCGGCCGGAGCUACCUUUGAGAUGCCAGGUGUCAUCUGGAAUUACAGUUCUCUUUUUGCGGAGCGGCAUAAAUAACCGUUUAAAGACUAAGAUUGUGCAGUCAACACAGCAUUUAAUGCUACAUUAUUAAUUUGCUGUGAAAAUGUUGGCAGAAUCUGAAGAGCCCCAUGAGGAACUCUGCCUCAUCGAUAAAAACAUCACAAGCUUACUAGAAAUACCUUUAACUAAAAAGAUCAAAUCACUGAAUCUUCAUUUCAAUAAAAUCUCUUCGAUGAAAGGCCUUGAACAUGUGUACCGUCUACGACACUUGGACCUCUCAUCUAAUCAAAUUACUCGGAUUGAAGGCCUUGGAUUGCUGACUUCUUUAAGAACUCUUAAUUUAUCCUGCAACCAGAUAACUAAAAUUGAAGGACUAAGUGGGCUUGUAACCCUUUUCAGUUUGAACUUGUCCUAUAAUAAACUGAAUGAUGUAACAGGUUUAUUGUAUCUACAUGGGACAGAGCCAAAAUUGAAGUACCUUGAUCUUCACAGUAACAGCAUUAGCAAAAUUGAGCAUGUGGUGCAGUGUAUUUCUGGACUCAAGAAUUUAACCCAUCUUACUAUGCAGAAAGAUGGCAAAGGAAACCCAGUCUGCAUGUCUCCAGGUUAUAGAGAAGUCAUUCUUCACUCUGUUCCCCAGUUGCUUUCACUUGAUUGUACAGACAGAAGUGGCAAAACUGUGAACUCAAUUGAUGGAAAUUUGAUCGAUCUACCAGGCUUGGAGGAUUAUAUGGAAUAUCUAUUAUCAUCUGAUUCAAGUUUGAUAACAGAAAAUGCUAACCCUGGGAUACCUUUGAACACUCCCAGAAUUGAUGAGGUGCUUACUCAUUUUCGCCAACGGAAAAAUACAGAAAAUACUAAACAUAGUGAAAGCUCAUCAGAAAUUGAGCUUCCUAGGAUGGCAGAUAUAAAUCUUGCGAAUGAGUUAAGGAUUAAAAAACUUGAGCAUCAAAUUUCUGAGUUAUUUCAAAAGACAGCUUCACCCUCAGUAAAUUCAGUUCUUCCAGUGAGGCAAAAGGCAAAACGGGACACAGAUCAUACAUCUGAAAGUGAAUGUGAAAGUGGAAAAGAGAACGGCAAGAGCUGCACCCGAAGAUCUAAAAUUCAUAGUUUCAAGCAUAACACUGAAGCACCAAGGCGGCAUUUAAGCUUGGAAACUAAAGGAAAUAAAUCUGACAGAGGCAAGGAUGUGUUUCCCGAUGAAACUCUUAGUGAGUCUACUGCUAAAUCGAAUCCUUCUGAUGCGAGUUGCUUGAAGAACAAGAUGAAGAAAAAGCAAGUUGAACCAAAAUAUAAAAAGGCCACUCCUGCAAGCAAGAAGAUUACUUUUACAGAGGAAUCCACAUACAGGGCUCUUGUUGAGGAACUUGAUCAAGAAAAGGAAAGAAGAUGGAAAGCUGAGAAGGCAGUUGAAAAAUUAACAGAUCAGAUAAAAAGUUUACAAGACCAAGUAACCGAAGAAAAGGAUCUGCAAAGCAUGGCUGUCCAUACCACAGAUAGAUUAAAAGAAUUGCUUUUAAAAGAAAAAUCAUCAAAGAGCCACCUUCAAACCAGCGUGCAUGAGCUAACUGAAAAAAUUGAAUCACUUACUGAUGAAUUAAAACAAGCCCGGACUGCUGAGGAACAGCAGAGAAAAGCACUGAAGAAUUUAAAAGACAGCAUUACAAGGACAGAGGCAGAAAGAUUACAGCAGCAUACCGUGGAGCUUAAAGUAAUGCAAGAGAAAGACCUUAAAGCUGCUGCCACCCAAAGAGAACUAGAACUUCUCAGGUCAUCAUUACAGCAGCAGAAAGCAAAGGUGCAUCAGCUGCAUGAACUACUGGCAUCUAAAGAACAAAUACACAGAAAAGAAUUGGAUUGCAGAGUAACCUUGACAGGUCCAGAAUUUCAGAAUGCAUUGGCUAAAGAAAUGGCCAUUGCUGAAAAAAGGCAUUCUCAACAGAUAAAUGAACUGCAAGAAAAAAUUGCUGAUGUGAAGCAGCAAUAUAGACAUUUGGAGGAUGAAUUUCGGAUGGCACUGACUAUUGAAGCAACACGCUUUAAAGAGGUCAAGGACAGCUUUGACCACAUUUCUCUGGAGUUGACAGAAUGUAAGAACACCUUGUCUAAGACUCAGCAAAAGGAGAAACAGUCAGUUAACUUGAUUCAAGACCUUUCAGCAAUGGUGAAAGAACAGAAUGCACGAAUCACUGAAUUGAUGAAGUCAAAACAAGAGGCAGUGUCAGAACUUAAGGUAUUUCCUCAAUAUAAUCGCAUUAGGUCACUGGAAUCUUCAUCCGAGGAUAACAAAGGAAAACAUGUUCAAGUUGAAUUGCUGAAGCAGGAGAAAUCGAAGCUUAUUUCACAGCUAACUGCUCAGGAGUCUGUAAUUGAAGGUCUGAGAGCAGAAAGAAGAAUCUGGGGGCAAGAGUUAGCCCAUCAAGGUGCUUCACUUGCUCAAGACAGAGGGAGACUAGAGGCCAGGAUUGAUGUUCUUUCAACAGAAUUAGAGACAUUGAAGAAGCAAAAUGAAAAGGAUAUUAAUGCUUUAAAGAUUAAGACAAAAAUUAUAGACGAUCAAACUGAAACAAUCAGAAAACUUAAAGAGGCCCUGCAAGAAAGGGAUGGGCAGAUUAGGAAACUUAGAGAAGAACAUUUGCAGACUCAGAAGUCUCUUCAAGAACAGCUUGAAAAUGAAAAUGAACACAUUCAACAGUUACAAGCAAGGGUGGAUAGAUUAACUGAAAGAAAAGAAGAAUUAAAACAGCAUCUUGAAGAUAAGGAAGCAGAAAUUGAAGAUCUUCUAAAAGAAAAGAGAAAGUUUCAAGAAACCCAUCAUGAGCUUACCCAAUUGGAAGCCCAAGUAAGGCAAAUCGCAACUAAAUUUGAUGCCAAAGAAAAGGAACUUUUGGAGGAAAAAGAACAAUCCCGUCAAAAAGAAAGGGCUGCAGUUGAGAAGCUUCGCUCAUUGGACGAUGCUUUUAGAAGACAACUUGAGUCUGUACAGGUGGCCCACCAGGCUGAACUCCUACAUCUUGCAGCUGAAAAGCAAAAGCAAAUUGAAGCAUCAAAUAAGAAGGUAUAUGAAGUAGAAGAGGAGAUGAGACAGCUUCUCCAAGAAACCGCUAACAGCAAAAAAAUUAUGGAAGAUAAAAUGAAAAAGCUCACUGGUGUCCUGAAGGACUUUCAGCAAAUGUAAAAUAUGUGAGGUGCCGGGUGGAAAAUACACACUUCUUGUAGAGAGUAAGUGUUUGGAAUCGUUAACAUUUUAUAGGAAUGCAUUGUAUAUGGAUGAGAGACGGAAGGAGAAAACUAAUUGCUAAAGUUCAAGCAUUUUUAUUGGAAGUGUAAAGUAGACAUAUUUUUGUAAUUUUUGUAAAUAACAAUAAGCCUUCAUGAUGAUGUUGAAUUUUAAGUACUUGAUGAAGUUUAAUAAACUGUUUUCAUACUUUUUGUAAAA
This is a messenger RNA of Polypterus senegalus (gray bichir), 3490 nucleotides long. RefSeq names its product leucine rich repeat and coiled-coil centrosomal protein 1 (gene lrrcc1). The transcript is spliced from 20 exons. Gene Ontology annotation, cellular component: centrosome; cytoplasm. Gene Ontology annotation, molecular function: protein binding. NCBI's taxonomy places the organism in Eukaryota, Metazoa, Chordata, Cladistia, Polypteriformes, Polypteridae. Bases 155 to 3229 code for a protein of 1024 amino acids. The record is from RefSeq and is a predicted model, not a curated record.